Molecule: messenger RNA, 983 nt
Organism: Gadus macrocephalus (Pacific cod)
Lineage: Eukaryota; Metazoa; Chordata; Actinopteri; Gadiformes; Gadidae
Gene: vamp1b
Product: vesicle associated membrane protein 1b
Exons: 6
Coding region: 560-913 (117 amino acids)
Biological process (GO): vesicle fusion; vesicle-mediated transport; SNARE complex assembly
Cellular component (GO): plasma membrane; SNARE complex
Molecular function (GO): syntaxin binding; SNAP receptor activity
Source: RefSeq, a predicted model, not a curated record
AUACCGCACCAGCGUUCCUAGUCCAAGUGGAGGGAGCCACGGGAGCGUCGCAUCAUUGCAGUAGAGUGCCGUAACCCACCGGAGAGCCCGAACUACCGCACUUCACCGCCAAAAAACACCGCGUUCGCCUGGAGAGGGAGGUAGACAGCAGUGGUUGAUAUUAAAGAGGUUAAGACGACAUUUUCCCUUUAAUGGCUCAUUUUGAAAUCGUAAGCGUUUAAUGGGCCAGUGCUGAGAUUAAGAGGAGGCAACUCGCACGACGUCAAAGGCGUGUUUUUUUUUCAUUCAGUUUGGAGCAUCUUUGAGGACCGCAUCAUCCUUUGGAAUAUCGGCUUCUCGAAAAGCUUACACCUUUCCACCUGCUUCUUGGAUAUUUAAUGGAUUACAUGAUACAAGUACUUUUCUCUUGAGAUUGCAUUGCCCGGUUCACUUUGUGGUCCCGCUGUGGUGCGUUGAGUGAGUUAUUGCCCUCGUCCUGCGACCCUGGUCUCUGCGCCCCAUCACCCCUCCUCCUCCUCUUCAUCGCUGAGUGAGUCAGUUCGAAGCAGCUGCAUUGAAAAUGUCCGCCCCAGAUGCUGCCGCCGCCGGACCCCCUGGUGCUCCAGGUCCUGAUGGGGCCCCACCAGGCCCCCCCAACACCUCCAGCAACCGCAGGCUACAACAGACACAGACCCAAGUCGACGAGGUGGUGGACAUCAUGCGGGUGAACGUGGACAAGGUGCUGGAGAGGGAUCAGAAGCUGUCAGAGCUGGACGACCGGGCCGACGCGCUGCAGGCAGGGGCCUCCCAGUUUGAAAGCUGCGCCGCCAAGCUUAAGAACAAGUACUGGUGGAAGAACUGCAAGAUGAUGAUCAUGAUGGGAAUUAUUGGAGUCAUUGUGGUUGGAAUACUUUUCUUGUACUUCUUCUACUGAGCUCUCGUCCGAUCACCUAGAGGCGGACUAACGGACGACGUAAGAUGAGGGAAGAGAGAGAAAAAAAUAA